ACUUCACCGACUAGAUUAAUUCUGUAAUUAAAGUUCUAGAGUAAAAACCUGUACGAACUGGACUUUUGACGCAAGUAGUAACGCCUUGUGGAGUACAGAGCGCAGUAUGUGUGAGUGACAAGCCCGGCACCACAGCCGCCCACUCACAGACAAGCUGGGUGACUCUUGAUUGUGUAACGUUCAUUGACGAGACAGCACAAUGCUGCUGAGACCGCGGAGGCGCACUGAGCCGAGCAGAGCAAUGACAUGCUCCCAUCGAGGAGAACACAGAUGGAUAGCCUAGUUCAGCCGCUCGUCGCCCAGUACCUCGCUAUGGGAUGCCAAUCAAAAGAAAACAACCCGAACGAAAGCGUAACGUCGGAAGAAAAGGGAAAGGACGAUGCGAGAGUGACUCCAGGAUGCAGCUCCAGGUCUAGAGUUUCUCCGCCAGGCCGUCCUCACAGGUUCCACAAACCCAGCCCGGCCCAAACCAUCCCCAGUAAACCCAUGAUGUCCCUGGGUCCCCUCACCAAAGGAGGGAGCUGGGAGGAGCUCAUCCAGGCCUGUCUGCAAGCCUUUGACUCAGAUGGUGGUGUUUGUGGGAGCACCCACUUGUUGAACAUCACCCUGACCAUGCACCGUAUCCACAUCUCCUCCAGUGAUCUGCUGGACAAACUCACCGCUCUAUUUAAAACGGCGCUGGACAAUGAGCAGCCAACAGAGUGCCAGAGGAUAUGCUACCUUAUCAGGCAUUGGAUCCAGGAAUUCUGGAUGAUGUUUCGGUUGCACCACAGCUUGUCCGACAGCCUGGACCAGUUCCGGGAGAUGAUCAGUGAGCAGGGACAGGAGCAUCUUUGCUCUCUCCUAGAGACCAAAUGGGUUAAUGAACGGGACUGGUCGUGGAAGGCAAGCCAGAAGAUCAAAGCUAACAGCAGUAAAAAAAGGAAGGUUUCUCUUCUUUUUGAUCACCUGGAGCCCAUCGAGCUGGCAGAGCAUCUUACCUUCCUGGAAUUCAAGUCUUUCUGCCGGAUAUCAUUUGUAGACUAUCAGAACUACAUUCGAAGCUGCUGCAUGAAGGACAUCCCCGUGAUGGAGCGUUCCAUUGCACUGUGUAAUGGUAUCUCCCAGUGGGUUCAGCUGAUGGUGCUGAGCCGGCCGACCGCUCAGCUGAGAGCUGAGGUUUUCACCAAGUUUAUCCAUGUGGCGCAGUGUCUACAUCUUAUGCACAAUUACAACACACUAAUGGCAGUGGUGGGAGGGCUUUGUCACAGCUCGAUUUCCAGGCUGAAGGACACCACCUCCCUUGUACCCAGUGAGGUCACCAAGGUACUGAACGAGAUGACAGACUUGCUGUCCUCUUGCAGAAACUAUGACAACUAUAGACAAGCUUACAACAGGUGCACAGGCUUUAAAAUCCCCAUCAUGGGGGUCCACCUCAAAGAUCUGAUUUCGGUUAAUGAGGCCAUGUCAGACUAUGUGGAGGACAACAAGGUGAAUGUUCAGAAGCUUCAAGCACUCUACAGCCACAUUAAUGAGCUGAUCCAGCUCCAGCAAAUCCCUCCAAAGCUGGAUGCUAACAAGGACCUGGUCCAUCUGCUGACGCUGUCCUUGGACCUUUACUACACUGAGGAUGAGAUCUAUGAACUGUCAUACACCAGAGAACCCAAGAACUGUAAAGCACUUCCAGCCACGCCAUCUAGACCUCCAGUUGUUGUGGACUGGGCACCAGGAGUGGCUCCAAAACCCGACCCCCGAACUAUCAGCAAACAUGUGCAGAGAAUGGUGGACUCUGUGUUUAAGAACUACGAUCACGAUGAGAACGGCUUCAUUUCUCAAGUGGAAUUUGAGAAAAUCGCUACUAGCUUUCCAUUUUCCUUCUGUGUCAUGGACAAAGAGAAGAAAGGCCUCAUCAGCAGAGAGGAGAUCACAGCCUAUUUCAUGCGGGCCAGUGUUAUCUGCUCCAAACUGGGUCUUGGCUUUGUCCACAACUUCCAGGAGACCACUUACAUGAAACCUACCUUCUGUGACAACUGCUCAGGAUUUUUGUGGGGUGUCAUCAAGCAAGGCUACAGAUGCAAAGACUGCGGAAUGAAUUGCCACAGGCUGUGCAAGGACCAGGUGGCAUUUGAGUGCAAGAAGAACGCCAAAGUGAUCAACGCCAAUGACAGUCCGACACUAAGCUCCACGCCUGUCACCAUGGGUACCUCAGAGGGUUCAGAAGAAUGUCCUUUCCCAUACCCGCCAGAUGACAGCAAAGACUGGAGCCCAGUCAUCUCCUAUUCAAUGUCUCAGAGAGUCCACUGUGGCACCCAGACAGAAGGACCCCAACUUUCCUCUGCAGCCCCCGAGUCCAGCCGCCUUCAGCCUUCUCUGCUGGUCCCAGCAGCCCCCACCCUUACCUCAUGUCCCAGCCCAAUGCCACAGAGAAAACAGCGGCACUGUGCCAAGUGGGAAAACAGAGCUUCUGUUGCGCAAAAGCCUAAAGAGUUAGAAGAGGAGAACAAACCCAACCAUGAAUCUCUAGAAUCAGACAACCAGAUGCUCCAGAGAGCCAAUGAGACACUACGUAGGAAGCUGAAGGAGGCAGAGCGGGAGGUGGAGAUGCUAAAGACACUGCUCAAAAGGCACGCUCUCCACCCUGUGGAGGAGGACUCCUCCUCAUAGACACAUACACACACUGGACCUCCUCUACGGAGGUGGUGCUGCCCCCCUAUGGUGACAUGUAUAUAUCUGGAUCCAAUGUUUAAGUUAUUGGUCAUGAACAGUGCAAUUAUUUUACCAGUUUAACAACCUAGGCAAUUUGGUAUAAAGCGGGAUACAGUGCACCAAGCCAGUGAAGGUGUUUUAAUGCUAAUGGUA
Molecule: messenger RNA, 2838 nt
Organism: Etheostoma cragini (Arkansas darter)
Lineage: Eukaryota; Metazoa; Chordata; Actinopteri; Perciformes; Percidae
Product: RAS guanyl-releasing protein 1-like
Exons: 17
Coding region: 247-2643 (798 amino acids)
Biological process (GO): Ras protein signal transduction; positive regulation of GTPase activity
Cellular component (GO): plasma membrane
Molecular function (GO): guanyl-nucleotide exchange factor activity; calcium ion binding
Source: RefSeq, a predicted model, not a curated record